Messenger RNA from Cooperia oncophora, 894 nucleotides. NCBI's taxonomy places the organism in Eukaryota, Metazoa, Nematoda, Chromadorea, Rhabditida, Trichostrongylidae. The record is from the annotation of a GenBank genome assembly.
AUGGAGCGUGCGUUGGCACCGCUCUCGUACACCAUCCUUCCACUGGUGCACGAACCAUGGCCUUACGACGAUAGUUCACCUUCGUCAUCCACCACACACUCAUCGACGUAUCCUUCGUCGAUGCUUUUAAGGACUUUGCUCUCAGUGGCAGUCUUACUCAUGAUUGUCGUGACCAUCGUGGGAAACGGGCUCGUCUUUCUGGCUGUUGUUCUGGUACGAAAACUCAAACAACCGGCAAACUUUCUUAUUAUUUCACUAGCGAUCGCCGAUUUCUUUGUCGGUUUACUUGUCAUGCCGUUGGCGUUUAUUGACUUGCUCUUCACCGAAUGGCCAUUGGGAAGGUCCAUGUGCAAGUUGUGGACAACUGCCGACUUAACGCUGUGCACAGCGUCGAUCGUGAGCCUCUGCGCGAUAUCCGUUGAUCGUUACUUGGUUAUCACUCGACCGCUGCGAUACUCGGCAAUAAGAACGACGGCUCGAAUGCUCAUAUAUAUCGCGGUAGUGUGGAUGAUCGCCGCUAUCGUUAGCCUGUCCUCACAUAUUAUCGCGAAUCUUCUAGACAGCGAAAAGCACGAAGAUCGAAUUUGUCAGGUGAUACAGCACUUUGCCUACCAGAUAUAUGCCACGAUCAUCUCUUUCUAUGGUCCGACGAUCAUCAUGCUUAUACUGUAUGUGCAGAUUUGGCGCGCAGCGAAGCGCAUAGCACGCAAAGAUCAUAAUCAGACGAUUGACAUUCGCGUCGGCUUCCACAAGGAUUGCAGUGGUUCUGUGGAUCUGGUUCCAGAAUCGCAGAAAUCGUUGAAUGUUGUGAAAAAUGAGGACCGCGGCUACCUGCAUCGAUCAAGUACACUCUUUCAUGCAGUCAAAGUACCACUGCGAAGCCCAUUACUGUGA